AACAAUAUUAUCAAUGGCGUCACACCGAAUAGCCGUCAAUUGGGUUUCUACAGUCUCCAUCCCAUCAUCACUCCUAGACCGAUCAAUAAAUCGAUACCAAUCACCCGUGAUACGGACUAUGUGAUUAUUGCCAGUUGGGCGAUUUGGGAACGUUUGAGUACUGGUCAGAUCGCGUCCAUACUUACAAGUUCUGUCAAUCCACAAGUGGCCGCGAAAACUAUCCAGGACUCACUGCAAGCCUGCGAUUAUAAUGGUAACUUCAUGCGUUGUCGUUAUCCGAUUGUUAAAACCGGAGUUGGCUUUUCGAAGUGCCCCACCUGCUCCACCAGUGGCCUUCACUCCUAUGGCGAUACCACCGAUGAGGCCAAGGAUCAGGAGACGACUCUACAAAAGAUUGAGCAGAGGUUGGAAAAAAAAAUCAGCGAAGUCAUAGCAAAAAUGGAAGACGACACCACUGCCACCGCUCAAGAAGCAAGCCUCUCGCCUGGUCGUAAACUCUACGAGAGGAUCGCAGCCGAGGAAAAAGUCUCGAGCUGGAUGUUCUCUCCAAACUCCUCGCUCGGUCCGCCUCCACCAGAUCCCACUUCGAGCAAGCAGACGCAGUUAUUGGACGAGUUGCGGUCGAAAGUGACCCUCGUGGACGAAUUCACUUCUCAAUCCCCUUUCACGGUAUCUGCAAGAGUUGGAAAUGUCACAGUGACCUCUGAGGAACGAUUUCAGACAGGCACCGAGAGCAAAUCCUACGGGCUUCCCCGGGUGAAAACACUGGUUCUCCCAGAUGGGAAGAUUCUGCCGGUGAGAAACCCUUCUUCUUCCACUGGGACUGAAAACUCUCAGUCAAGCAUGUCUUCGGAAGGUAUUACCCACAAUAAUACUCCUGUGCGCUUCUCGCCAACUCCGGUCACAUCCUCAGAUGAUUCUUUAAGAGUUAUCGUGCCAAAAGAAUCAGGCAUGACAGGUCCUUCCAGUUCAAGGGUGCUGGAUGUGGCCCACGGCAACCUCUCGGACAAAAUCCAUUUACCUCUGCCAUCAGAAGACCCCAGGAGGACUUGCCAGGAAUCAAAAGUUUUCUCUCUUGUCACAGGAAAGGGAAAAUACUGCACUUCAAGUUCGAGCUUAUCGGAGGCAACCUCAAGUAAGGCCCUCAGGGAUUUCCCUUUAGCCUCAUGCCAUGAAGAAUCUGAAAACAACCGCUCAUUACAAUCAGUGCCCUAUGAGGAUCACCGGAUGCCUUCUCCCAAACCGAACAACCUCUGGGCGGAUGAGGAAAGAGAUGGUAGCCCAAUGGGUCAACUCGAGCCAGAUUUCGAAGAUAUUCACAGCUCUUAUCGCGCUUGGCCGACGGCAUCAUCAGACAGCGGAGUCUACAGUAUCCAACAAGCAACACGGGAACGACGCACUGAGCCACUCAGUCGGUCAUUUGAUUACUAUUCACACACGAAGGUCCGACCGUACGACGACGUGGAGUCCUCCUCAUUUCUGGAUUUUGUGGCUCCGUCACGGACCACCACACCAUUCCUGGAGUACGCCAGUCCCUACAGACGAAAGAUGAGCGUCAUCGACGAGAGCCCAGAGGCACUGCAGCGAAGUUCGAGCGAAGAACGACCACCGUCGACGGGCCCACCUCCCCUUCCGAAAUACGGAUAUACCACAAAAGGCAUCAACGAUGACGACCCACCAAAAGGCGAUGCCAAACUCAAUUUCCGAGACGAGAACUGGCGAAUUCAGAUUUCUAGGGAGGUCCUGAAAGCGUCACUACCUCUUCUUCACUUUGUCAUCCAGAAAUUCUUAUGCGAGAAGCAAGAUGCGGACAAAAAUAUA
Molecule: messenger RNA, 1821 nt
Organism: Ostertagia ostertagi
Lineage: Eukaryota; Metazoa; Nematoda; Chromadorea; Rhabditida; Trichostrongylidae
Source: the annotation of a GenBank genome assembly